UGUAACAAGAUGAAAUAAAUCACCGAUGAACAACUGAAGAGUUAACGUUUAACAUUGCACAACACAAAACAAAUUUAAAGCGUUUGAUGGAAAGACACAAUUUGAGGUGAAGUAUAGAGUUAAAAAGCCAAAGAAGGUAGCAGUUUGUCAUGAGAAAGUGAAUCUCAGUGAAAUAAAUUGCUGAACUGAACAAUAGUUUCGUAACAAACUGAUACAUAAGCCGAGAUUCGGUACCCUAAACGUCUACCUUCGAUAAUUAUGCGAAAAAUAUUAAUCUUCAGCUGUCAAAAUACUUGUAAUUACGUGUUGCCCAUUUCAAUUUUAUUCACGUUUUCCAUGGUAAUUUACUUGGCAAUGUUCAAGUCUUUAGAUGAAAUAGUUCUGCAGACUAAAACAACCCAAACCAAUAGAUAUUUUAAAGGAAGAACGAUUCAUAUCGUAACUCAGUUUCCAGUAAUGCAUCAUGAUCAAUAUGAGAGACAAAAGGAGUACAUUAAUACCUUAAAAUUGAAUCUAAAUCAUUCCCUUGUGGAAAGAAUUCAUCUUCUUUUAGAAAAUGAUCACGAUGAUGAAUACAUAAGCAAUUUAACAACGACGAGCAACAUAAACAAAAUACGUUAUCAUCCUCUAAACCGUCGAAUGCGCUAUGGUGACGCAUUUCGUUAUAUAUCCCAAUUUCUUCUAAAUAAAACCGCGAUUAUAAUGAAUGCUGAUUGCUACUUGGGACAUGGUUUCCAAAAACUGAAUGAAAAAAGUCUGAGGCGUGGUACUAUUUACGCAUUGACAAGGCACGAAAGAAAUAAAUAUUGUAAAGAGAACGAUUUAUGCUCAGCCCAGGCCAGAUACAUCGGUUCCCACGAUGCGUUCGUGAUGAACCUUGUCAGACCUUUGUCGAAAAAAGUUUUGAACACAUUAAUGGUUCGUCAAAAUAUUGUCGGGGUGGAAAAAUUCGUGAUUUACACAUUGAGAGAACAUGGAAAAUAUAAAAUAAAGAAUCCAUGUCAUAUAUUGGUCAUUUAUCACAAUCACUGUUCGGGAUUCAGAAAAUUACCGGCAAGGCUUAUAAAUGGAAAGAGAUUUAAUGUGGAGUAUUUGAAAAAUGUAUCCCAUUGGAAAACUAUAGCUCCUUUUUCAGGAUUAUAAUUGAAAACAUAGACUUGCCAACUUUCUACCAAAAAGACUUCGCUUGACAAAACAUGCCGAUUGUCGCAAAUCAAUCCUUAAUACAAUAUUAGCUUGCUUUGAUGGUGAGUAAACACAUUGACUUACCGGAAAGAAGAAAAACACGUCUUUUUAACUUUCACCUUUGGAUAGUAUUUGAGAUUCCACUCUUGCCUUGAGAUCAACGAAAGUUUGUAUCAAGCGUUCAGGAUUUGUAAAGAAAUGUAUAAAUAGCCGUCGUUCCAUGGGAUUCAAAGAAUCGGCGCUUAAAACCUAGGAAUAUAAGAAAUCGAACAUGCGUUUUUAAAUAUUAAAGAAAGGACAGAUUAUAAAAUGAUCAAAUGAAGAGACAUUAUUGACUGAACUCACUCGUUUCUUAGAUUCACGAUCUUUUUUUACAUCCAUGACAGAAUUUUCCAACGUUGUCAAAAAAUCAAGUAGCUGAUCUAUUCCAUUAGAUAAAGCCUGCACAAAUAGAGAAAAUAAAAUGCAUCAAUGUUGAAAUAUCACACGUGUAGGAACGAAAAUCACGUAGUGCUUUUUUGAGAUCAAAACAAUUAAGGUAUCGAACACGUGACAUCGACAUGGAGGGAACUGGUGUAGGGGUAGGGGGGUGGGGGGGUGGAGGACAUAUGUAGUCUACAUUGAACCCCACUUUCAACCCUUGUUAUGAAAUUGUAUUUAUUUAGAAUAGAAAACUGACCAUAAAUAAUUUAAUAAACCAUUGGCUUAUCGACUGCACAA
Xenia sp. Carnegie-2017 is the source of this 1905-nucleotide messenger RNA. RefSeq lists its product as uncharacterized. The transcript has a single exon. NCBI's taxonomy places the organism in Eukaryota, Metazoa, Cnidaria, Anthozoa, Malacalcyonacea, Xeniidae. The record is from RefSeq and is a predicted model, not a curated record. The coding region runs from base 259 to 1143 and encodes 294 amino acids.